Gossypium arboreum is the source of this 1135-nucleotide messenger RNA. RefSeq names its product PLASMODESMATA CALLOSE-BINDING PROTEIN 3. The record is from RefSeq and is a predicted model, not a curated record. The transcript has 4 exons. Lineage: Eukaryota; Viridiplantae; Streptophyta; Magnoliopsida; Malvales; Malvaceae. Bases 238 to 867 code for a protein of 209 amino acids.
AAAAGAACCGAAAAAAGCAGUCCGCAAACCGACACUAAACAAGGACACCUUCAUCCCACUAUCACUCUCUCUUACAUGUUUUAUUUGUCUUGUCUUAAACACUAAACCCCUUUGCGCUCUCUCACACUUUUCCUCUUACGCAUAAACUUCUCUAACUCAGACACCUCCAUUGUUACCUCAACCUCAGCUUUUAGCUUUAGUUUCUCCCUUCGUUACCCUAAUUUGUUCUUAUCAACCAUGGCUGCUACUUUACUGUUUUCACUGCUCAUUCUUGCCAUCACUGCAGGCCACUCAAGUGGUGCGACGGGCAAAUGGUGUGUUUGCAAAGAUGGUGUGGGUGAUGGAAACUUGCAGAAGACGUUGGACUAUGCUUGUGGAAACGGUGCUGACUGUAACCCUAUCCGUUCAAAUGGACCUUGUUACAACCCCAACACUGUUAAAGCACAUUGCAAUUAUGCUGUUAACAGCUAUUUCCAAAAAAAAGGCCAAGGUCAAGGCUCCUGUGAAUUUGCUGGCACGGCAGCUAUCACUACAACUGACCCUAGCUCUGGUGGCUGUUCUUACCCCUCCAGUGCCAGUGGUGGAGGCACGACCUUAACACCAACAACACCGGGCACGACAACAACUCCAUCAUCAUCAACAACCACCACGCCCUCCAUCAUGACCCCAGGCACCAACACCCCAACAAGCACUACCCCCUACAGUUCAACAACACCUACCGGAGUGUUAGGAGGAGUCGGCACCGGCUUAGGCCCAUCCGGAACCACCUCCACCAACACUGAUUACAGCCACGGAGGAUUCCGGCUCCAACCCAUUUCUUCCUUCACAACCCUCCUGUUUUCAGGCUUCAUGCUGAUUUGGGGUUGAAUACUACAAACCAGCAAUGAGCCUAUAUGUAAUAUUCAGAUGUUUUAUCUAAGGACAUGUUAAAGCUAAGGGUUUUUUUUUUUGGGGGGGGGGGGAGGGGGUAUUUUCUUCCAUGGAAACGGGGACUUUAUUCCUUUCUAAAGCAUGGUUUGUGGUGAAUGAUGGAUAUGCAGUGUUAUCUUCUUUCUUAUUUAAUGUUUUGAUGUAAAUCUAGGUCUAGAAUAGUAGAAUUCAAGUAAUUUAUUAAUUUAAACAGAAUUUCGCACCA